AUGGGGUGCUUGCCGGUUGUAAUUACCCUCACUCCCAGCAAUGCAUUCCAUAGUCGUGGAUGCAUUGAAUCAUUAUCCUCCAUUGCAGUUGAUUACAACCAGCAGUUGCAUACAAAGUUGAAGGUCAUGGAAAGCUAUGCCUAUGGUACCAAAAUUGUUUAUGCUGACAUAUAUAAACCAUUGGAUGAAAUUACUAAAAACCCCUCCAGAUUCGAUGGGUUUGAUGUUAUCUUGAUGAUCAUGGGAUUCUUGGGAGCAGCUGGUGAUGGAAUUUCAAUUCCGUUAAUGACGUAUAUCACUGCAAAGCUGAUGAACAAUAUUGGUGCUGAGAACGCCUCAAUUUUCAAAUAUUUCACUGAAGUCGUCAAUCAGAAUGCAUUGGGUUUCUGUUAUCUGGCUUGUGGGCAAUCUUUUGCUUGUUUCCUUGGUUAUUGUUGGACAAGAACAGCAGAACGACAGGCUUCACAUCUAAGAACAAGUUAUUUGAAAGCAGUGCUUAGGCAAGACGUGGGCUACUUUGAUUUGCAUGUGUCCUCUACAGCAGAUGUCAUAGCAAGCGUUUCCAGUGAUAGUCUUGUAAUUCAAGAUGUCAUUAGUGAAAAGGUUGAGGAUGAGGAUAUAUUUGCUAUAUGUGCCGGGAUUCAAAAGUCUGAUUAUAGAGGUUGA
Fraxinus pennsylvanica is the source of this 666-nucleotide messenger RNA. The record is from the annotation of a GenBank genome assembly. NCBI's taxonomy places the organism in Eukaryota, Viridiplantae, Streptophyta, Magnoliopsida, Lamiales, Oleaceae.